Molecule: messenger RNA, 1695 nt
Organism: Panicum virgatum (switchgrass)
Lineage: Eukaryota; Viridiplantae; Streptophyta; Magnoliopsida; Poales; Poaceae
Product: protein PRRC2A-like
Exons: 5
Coding region: 1-726 (241 amino acids)
Source: RefSeq, a predicted model, not a curated record
AUGUCUUCUCUCCUCUCCAGUCCCAGAUCUGUUGGUGGAAGGGUUGCGGCAGCUGCAUCGCCGUCCGGGUCGCCCCAAGGCGUCAGUGGCCCCCUCGCCGGCCCCCCCCCCAACUGGAUCCGCCCCUGCCCGAGCCACCGCCCGUCCGCUUGCCGGCCCCUUCCACCACCAGACCCGUCGCCUCCAUCGUUCCCCUCGCCGGCCCCUCCGCCCACUUGUUGCCACCGCGCCUCCCUCCUCUACUACCGCCAUGCCUCACCUCCCAAGUGUUGCCGCGCCGCCAGCACGAAGGAGUUGAGGACGACGCGACCACCAAUAGGGGAGACAAGGCGGCACCUUCCUCGUCCUCCUCUUCGACGAACGCGGCUGCGGACAAGGCGGCGAACAACUGUUGCGCCCCUCAAGCUCUCCGAUCGCACCGGCACAGGGGUCUACGCGUCCCACCCUCUCUCCCGUGAUAUCCACGUUCCAUGUCUUACUAAAUACAGUACCAACUGGCUGCCUCGUCAACAUCAUCGUGGUCUCCACCUCGCUAUACGAUCAAUGCGAAAAUGGGUGAAGGUACCUUUGGUCAGGUGUUGGAGUGUUGGGACAAGGAAAGGAAAGAAAUGGUGGCUAUUAAGAUCAUCAGGGGCAUUAAGAAGUCCACAAAUUUUGUACCAUUUUGCAUAUUUCCUUAAUUGCUUAAAGAUCCCGAUCUAUGUUUUGGGCCAUGUGAGCUGCUGAUCUCACUGUUUAUCCAUUUCAUCAGAUGUGGCACACUCUCUCACAGAUAAGUGCUCUAACCUCAAGUGUCAAAUUCCUCUGAUUGUAAAUCACAACUAUUUCUUGGGGUCUGUUGAUGAUAGUUCACUGAAAUUGGGACUUAUAUACUUGAGAAUUUGGCAUGUAAGGCAACUAUUCUAGCUAGCUGUAUGCAUUUUUUGGAGUUCAGAAAUAUGUCUGCUACUAAAUGCUAUAUAUGCAAAUAGCCAAACACAAUAUCACACCUGCUCUUUACCGGUAGCAUUAAGAAUGGGAUUUAGGAAGACUAGCAGUAGGCUAGUAGUAGCAGCAUAAAGUAGAAGUAGCAGACUACAAACUAGUAGUAGCUGGCGUCAUAUUGUUUGAAUUUGCUAUUGUUCUAAACAUGAGUAUCUAGUGCUAUUGUUAUAAACAUGGAUAUGGCACGUGCUGAAAGUUCUCUAUAGAUGGCAAUUUAAACUUUCACUAUCAUUACCAGCCAUUUUUUAUAAUAGUGGACAACGUAUAUGGUUAUCACUAAUACCUUUAAUAUGGUCACUUUGUCAGGUACAAUUAUACCAAGAGUUGGCAGUGUGUUCCCAAUAAUGCAGCCAAUUCAAGUCAUGCUCAUAAAGACUGAUCGGUUGUUGCUAUUUUGGGGUUGUGGUGUAGUGUCUAUGCUUCUGGUUAGGUUCGUUCACAAAGACAUUGUUCACAAAGAACAUAGUGUUAUGCCUGGUGGAAUCGAUGAUCUUGCAGUGCUAUUAUUCUUUGUGUAGAAAAUAUGAUCAAAUGUGUUUAUUAGCUGCUUCUGUUUUGUCCAAUUUUUGUUUCCGCACAAGAUAAUAGUGGAUUUGUAUGAGUUCAAUAGACUAGGAUUGCAUUUGUAAUGUAUACAGUGGAUAAAAUAUGUGAAUUUGUGAGGUAAAGAAUGGAUAAAAUAUGUGUAUAUAUGAUGUAUAUAAGGGUAUA